CGUGCUGAGCCUCCAGCUCCUAGUCGGCGCCCGACAACGGCUUUGCUGUAGUGACUUCUGUGGCGCAGUCUCUUCCAGAUUUUCGGCGCUCAGUUGACGGGCCAUGCUGGCGGAAGGAAAAUGAUCUGGUGAGCUCAUACUCCCUUGGCCGUCGCGUGAUCUUUCAGAGCACUGCCACCUUGUAGGCGAACACCAUUUAAGCGGACACAAUUGCGCUCACACUUUCCCACAUGGCUCCAUGCAUAUUUGCGGCUGCCUGUCUACUUUUGUUCGCAGCAGUGCUUUUGUCAGCGGCAUUGCUAAUUAUCCACAUCUGUUUCUCGCGUUGCUCUUUAUAGGCCAACCAUAUUCGAGACCGCAGGGCUCUUCUAUCGACCCCGUCCAGCCGAGUCAACGGUCCCAAAGACGCGGAUGGACUACAAUACCACUUCAACUGAGGACUGUCCACCGGACCUAUACGGCAUGGUCGUAGCCCGACGUUGGUUGAAAACAUGCCAGACAAAGCAUCCGAUAUGUAGCACCGCAUUCAUCCUUACAGACGGUGGCUGCGAAGAAUCGGACGUAUCUUCCAACCCAGCUUUACUACUACCUAGACGACUGCUAGAUGUAGGCCCUCAUGGCUCGGAAGACGUGAAGCUGAUCAACACGGACACGGGCGCUGAUAAGGAAUACCGGUAUCUGGCACUCAGCCACUGCUGGGGCGACGCAUCAAAGGUUAGAAAGACAACUCUCUCGAAUCUUCUGCAGCAUUGCGAAGGAAUCCAAUGCUCAACGCUCUCGAAGACAUUCCAGGACGCAAUCCUCGUCACUCAGCUUCUAGGAUUUCGCUUCCUUUGGAUUGACAGUCUUUGUAUCAUUCAAGAUUCCCGUGAGGAUUUCGAGCUUGAGUGUGCGCGUAUGCAUACCAUCUACCUAAACUGCGAUUGUAUGCUUUCCGCAUCCGAUGCCAGAAGCGGUGACGAAGGUUUUCUCACUUACUGGGAGAGGGGCAAUACCGGACAAGCUGAAGGAACAACAGCGCCCCCAAAGCCGAGACCCGCUCUUGAUCCCGAAUCAGCUUGUACCGUUCGAAUCCGCCAAGGAAUCAGCUGGCGUCAAUGGUCAACGCUUCUGGCUGGGCCCUUGAGCACGCGUGGCUGGACUUUCCAGGAACGUCAGUUGGCCCCGCGCAUCUUGCACUAUACAAGACAUGGAAUGAUGUGGGAGUGCCGCUCCUGCAUAGGCGCUGGCGACUCCACGGUCUUGCAGUACCGAAGGACUUCUCACAAGCUAGACGACUACCGAACGAUUUCUCACAAGCUGGACGACUACCGAAAGACUUCUCACAAGCUGGACGAACAGCCAAACCCAAGCACGCCUAGGAUGCACUACGUCCCGUACGCUAAGCUACCGGACUUAUUCCGCAUCCUUGACGGAUCGCCGGCCCAGGUUGGAGAGGAUAUUAUGGCGCAAUGGCUCAGCUUGGUCGACGAUUAUUCCAGAAGGAAUCUGACAUUUAUUAAGGAUAAACUACCAGCUAUUUCUACCCUCGCAGCAAUCGUCUCUUACAUUUCUCCGGAACCAAGUGCAUACCUCGCGGGCGUUUGGGCUUCCGAUUUGGCUCGUCAGCUAUAUUGGCAACCAAAACCACGAAGCUCCCAAGGACGUACAGCGCACGCGGCGAAGGUCUUCGACCGUUUCCCGUCGUGGUCUUGGACGUCCUACAAUGGGCCGAUCACGUAUGCCGUAGCGGAGUUCUUCUUCACGGACUACAUGUACCACCGUACAGAGAAAUACGAACCACAUGCGGUCUUCAGAUUCCUCUCGAGCGACGUCCGACCCCAAGGUCAUGAUCACUUUGGAGACAUUGAAGGAAGGCAACUAGACGUGUAUGGGGAGUUCGUGGAUGACGCGAAUCCAACAUUCAAGACAUCGAACUACUCGAAACAUCCAGUCCGGUCGGAUCUGAGGGUGAACUUUGAUGACGGAGAGACGCAUUAGCAGUUCCGGGGGGGUUGCACUAUCUGCACUUGAUGCAAGGCACGUCAAAUGAAGGGCAUUGUGCGCUUGGUCCGAUCCUUCACCCAGCUGCAGGGGGCAAGUUCAAAAGGGUGGGGACAUUUCUUGAGGUUUGGGAAGAACCCG
Messenger RNA from Trematosphaeria pertusa, 2124 nucleotides. Its product is annotated as HET-domain-containing protein. The record is from RefSeq and is a predicted model, not a curated record. Lineage: Eukaryota; Fungi; Ascomycota; Dothideomycetes; Pleosporales; Trematosphaeriaceae. The transcript has a single exon. Bases 412 to 1980 code for a protein of 522 amino acids.